Molecule: messenger RNA, 3317 nt
Organism: Triplophysa rosa
Lineage: Eukaryota; Metazoa; Chordata; Actinopteri; Cypriniformes; Nemacheilidae
Gene: unc45a
Product: unc-45 myosin chaperone A
Exons: 19
Coding region: 170-2992 (940 amino acids)
Molecular function (GO): Hsp90 protein binding
Source: RefSeq, a predicted model, not a curated record
AGGAAGCAUAGAAGACAGAACGGUCCAGAAGGGAGUGAACAGACUUAUUAUACUUACGAAUAUAUUGCUACAUUUUAGUAAGUGUUAUAGAGACACGUAGCCAGACUGCAAUAACAACUCAGUCGUUUAAGUUUUUAUACUAAAAGCAAAAACAAAUACGCCAAGAAAGAUGUCCCAGGACUCCUCUGCAUUGAGAGAGGAAGGGAACAAUUAUUUUAAGGCUGGCGAUGUGCAAAAUGCUCUCAGCUGCUACACAAAAGCUUUAAAGAUCAGUGAUGGUCAGUCUGACAGUGGUGUUCUGUACCGUAACCGUGCUGCAUGUUAUCUCAAACUAGAAGACUAUUCCAAGUCAGAGACAGAUGCAACCAAGGCUUUGGACAUAGACCCAGGUGACAUCAAGGCCCGGUUCCGUCGAGCACAGGCUCUGCAGAAGCUUGGGCGGCUGGACCAGGCGUUUCUGGACGCUCAGAAAUGUGCACAGCUGGAGCCCAAAAAUAAAGCUUUCCAAGAUUUGCUUAGACAGCUGGGAGCACAGAUCCAGCAGAAGGCAACACAACUAUCCUCCACCGACUCACGAGUUCAACAGAUGUUCGAACUCCUCCUGGACAGCUCAGCGGAGGCUUCAGACAGACAGAAGGCUGCUCAAAAUCUGGUGGUGCUCUCGCGGGAGAAUGCAGGCGCUGAGCAGAUCUUCAGGAAUGAUGGAGUAAAACUUCUCCAAAAACUUUUGGAGUCCCAGCAGGAGGAACUGGUUCUCUCUGCUCUUAGAACUUUGGUUGGUCUGUGUACCGGACAUCAGUCACGGACCAUGGCCAUUGUGAACGAGCUUGGCAUGGACAGCCUGUGUGGUGUCAUGGGGUCUGGUGCCUCUACUGUGUCUCUGUCGGCGUGCCACCUGGUCCAAGUGAUGUUCGAGUCCCUUACGGAAGGCAUGAAGAAAGAGAUCCGAGGAAAAGAUGAGGCCAUAUUGCCAGAACCCUCCCGUGAGCUGCGUUCCAUGUUGCGUCAUCUCAUUGACAUGCUGCCCGCAUCCAGCGUGUCUGGACCGGGACGUGACAACGCCAUUAACCUGCUCGUCAAACAGGUGCCGAGAAAAUCUCAGAAAAACCCAGACAACUCGCUCACCCUGUGGGUCAUCGACCAGGGGCUGAAGAAGAUUCUGGAAGUUGCAGGGACAGUUCCUGAGAUGGGAGACGAGCCGCCACUCACAGACAGCACACCUAUGAGUUGCUCCGUUCUUCUCAAUAAGCUCUAUGAUGACCUGAAGAGUGAUAAAGAGAGAGAAAACUUCAGCAAGCUCUGUGAGGAAUAUGUCCAGCAUCACUUCGGCAGUUCAGGUAUGGAAAGGAAACUACGUGCGAUACAGACAGUCUCAGUCCUGCUGCAGGGUCCCAGUGACGUGGGUAAUCGUACCCUUGAGCUCAGCGGUAUCAUAGAUGCCGUCAUUUCCCUCUGCGCCUCAGAGAACAUCACCCACCAGCAGGUGGCAGUAGAGGCGCUCAUUCACGCCGCUGGCAAAGCCAAGCGGGCAUCGUUCAUCACGGCCAAUGGCGUGGCUCUGCUGAAAGAUCUUUACAAGAAAAGUGAAAACGACCGGAUACGUGUGCGAGCGCUGGUGGGGUUGUGCAAACUUGGGUCAGCUGGGGGCACAGAUUUCAGCAUGAAGCAGUUCGCGGAGGGUUCGACGCUCAAACUCGCCAAGCAGUGCAGGAAGUGGCUUUGCAACGAAGCACUGCCGCCAACAUCACGCCGCUGGGCCAUCGAGGGUCUGGCAUACCUCACGCUGGACGCGGAUGUGAAAGAAGACCUGGUGGAGGAUAAGAAAGCCCUUCAAGCUAUGUUCGAGCUGGCUAAGUCCGAGGACAAAACGGUGUUGUUUGCUGUUGGAUCAACGUUGGUCAACUGCACUAACAGCUAUGACGUUGAGAAGCCAGACCCUCAGAUGGUGGAACUUGCUAAAUAUGCAAAACAGCACGUACCUGAAGAGCAUCCGAAGGAUGCCCAGUCAUUUGUGGAGAAGAGAGUGGUGAAGCUUCUGGAAGCUGGGGUGGUGUCAGCGUUGGUGUGUAUGGUGAAGCAAGAGAGUCCGGCCCUCACCGAAGCCUGCAGGGAAUGUAUCGCCAGGGUUAUUUUGGCUCUGGUGCAGAGACAAGAGGACAGGGGUUUAGUUGUAGCACAAGGUGGAGGAAAAGCUUUGUUGCCGCUGGUGUCCGAGAGCACAGAUAAGGGCAAGAUCAAAGCAGCACAAGCUCUGGCCAAGAUCACCAUCACAUCCAACCCUGAGAUCGCCUUCCCGGGCGAGAGGGUCUAUGAGGUGGUCAGACCGCUGCUUAGUCUGUUGGCACUUGAUUGCACGAUGCUGCAGAACUUUGAGGCUUUGAUGGCCCUCACCAACCUGGCUGGCAUCAGCGAGAGACUCAGGCAGAAGAUCAUAAAGGAGAAAGCAGUGCCCAAAAUAGAGGGCUAUAUGUUUGAGGAGCAUGAUAUGGUCCGUGCGGCAGCCACGGAGUGUAUGUGUAAUCUGGCCCUGAGCACUGAGGUGCAGACAUUGUACACGGCUACCGACAACGACCGUCUCAAGCUGCUGGUCCUUUAUAGCGGUGAAGAUGAUGAGCGUCUGAGGAAGGCUGCAUCGGGCACGCUGGCCGUGCUGACCGGUGAGAUGCCCGAGCUCUGCUCACGUAUUCCUGGAACGACCAGCCACUGGCUGGAAAUCUUUCAGGCUCUGUUGCUAAGUGAAAGUCUGGACCUGAGGCAUCGUGCCGUGGUUAUCGUAAUGAACCUCAUGCAGGCUGACAAAAGUCUUGCGGAGAAACUGAUGGAGAGUGAAGCGCUGGAGAUCCUCUCCGUCCUGGCUAAAGCAGAAGACCCUAAACAGGCCUCCAUCUGCAAAGCCGCCCAGCGCUGCCUGGAUCUGGCUAUUGAGCACGGACUUAUCCGCAGCAAUGAGGGAAGAAUUAACGGCAGGUCUGAAGAAUCACAAGUCGGUUAGGACCCAGUGGUUGAUUUCAAACAGUCUAUCAGUGUGAGAUACUGAAUCUUAAAGAUUUAAAGGUAGCUCACGUUUCAUACCUAAAGAGACCAAAUAUCAAUUAAUUCACCUUCAUUCCUUAACUUGCACUCAAACAAUUUAUUUUAAAUAUUUCUGCAUUCCAUGAAAUUAUACACAGAUUUCCAUAAAUGUAGUCAUCUUUGUGAUUUAGGGCACAAAAGUAUUGAUCUUGUAUUUAUUUUUGUUUGACAUCACCUCAAGUCUUUAACUAUUGAAUGUGAAAUGAUAUAUUCUGGUUUUAUAUAAACACUACUUUUGUUUGAAA